UAACAAGUGCGAGACUCGCCCCUGUUAACACGCAUAGGAAACCCUGCACGUCCCUCUUCCUUUUGCUGUCCACAAGCAAGAUGCCAGGCGGUGGUGUAACAGUGAAAGACGUCAACCAGCAGGAGUUUGUCCGAGCGCUGGCAGCCUUCCUCAAGAAGUCGGGGAAGCUGAAGGUGCCAGACUGGGUUGAUAUUGUUAAGCUGGCCAAGCAUAAAGAGCUGGCUCGCGACGAAAACUGGUUCUACGUCAGAGCUGCCUCCACAGUGCGUCACCUGUACCUGCGUGGAGGUGUUGGCGUGGGCUCUAUGACCAAGAUCUACGGCGGGCGUAAGAGGAACGGUGUAUGCCCCUCUCACUUCAGUGUGGGCUCCAAGAACGUUGCCCGUAAAGUGCUCCAGGCCCUCGAGGGACUUAAGAUGGUGGAGAAAGACCCCAAUGGUGGGCGUAGACUGACCCCUCAGGGCACCAGAGACCUGGACAGAAUUGCUGGGCAGGUUGCCGCUGCAAGCAAGAAAUCUUGAAGUGUAAAAUAAACUUUUGUGAGAAACCAA
Messenger RNA from Puntigrus tetrazona (Sumatra barb), 551 nucleotides. RefSeq names its product 40S ribosomal protein S19-like. Gene Ontology annotation, molecular function: RNA binding; structural constituent of ribosome. Gene Ontology annotation, cellular component: ribosome; cytosolic small ribosomal subunit. Gene Ontology annotation, biological process: translation; ribosomal small subunit assembly. Lineage: Eukaryota; Metazoa; Chordata; Actinopteri; Cypriniformes; Cyprinidae. The record is from RefSeq and is a predicted model, not a curated record.